Bipolaris sorokiniana ND90Pr is the source of this 1233-nucleotide messenger RNA. RefSeq lists its product as uncharacterized. The transcript has 6 exons. The record is from RefSeq and is a predicted model, not a curated record. NCBI's taxonomy places the organism in Eukaryota, Fungi, Ascomycota, Dothideomycetes, Pleosporales, Pleosporaceae. Bases 1 to 1233 code for a protein of 410 amino acids.
AUGUCCGGUCACGGCUACUUAUUUAUCUCCAAUAUCUCUGGAGAAAGUAUUGGGGCGUCACGAUUCUCCUCCAUCGCAGUGUAUUUGGCCUUGAUCGUGGGUGGUACUACUUUGGGAUCGACAGUCAAGGGUACUGAUGCGACGAUACCACAUAGUUGUACGUUCGAAUCGAGUAGUUUAGAUGCUGUUGCGAAAGCCAGUUGUCCUCCAGCCGAAGUUCCGGAAAGAAUCAAACCAGGUUUCGGGAUUUUGGACUCGUUUUUGCCGGAGAAAACAUCGCUAGCUUUGCUACAAGUAAGUUUCAUUCAUGGGAAGGUCAUGCUGCGGCUCGUUGUAAUGGAUCUUACCCAUUUUGCUACUUGGACACAAUCUUCAAGACCUGUAGGCCACGGAUGUUCUGGAGCGAGGCGAUAUUCGACCGAGAUGAAGGGCAUUGAAGAGUGUUCUACCAUAAACCGCACGAUAGUUGUAAUCGGCCUUAAGAUUCUUCUGGGAGCUAGUGCUGACCAGACCACAGGCGAUAACACCGGAGCGAAUAUCGUCCACUCCAUCUUCGACAAUAUCAACCGGCAGCACAAGGGCGUCGAACAGGCUCGUGAGUUACUUGGCCACAUCGAUACUCGCCUUCUCUCCAGUUUGUUCACCCUUUACGCCCACACCAUUGGCAUCUCAAUCGUGCUUUAUCAUGAGGAAGUCCUUAGGCUAAUGCUCGAGUUUAGCAAGGGCGAAGGCGAUACGCCCAUGCAUUCCACUGUUUGGCGCAAUGCUGACGCGCUCCUUCGCAUCAUGCUCGAAUGUCGUCACGACCUUCUUUUCCGCGAAAAUGCAUCGGGACGUACGCCGUUCGAGAUGGCCGAGGAUACAUACCUAGCCAACGAUGUCUCCAGCUACCCUCUCCACGGACAAUCAAAGAUGAGCGUGCUUAAACGAAAUCCGAAGACUUUCAUCGAAGAUCCUGAAGAUGAUCGCUCGGGUGAGAGGGUGUUACAAGUCUGCAAGGAGUUUGCAGACAAGAGCGACGGAAAAAAGAGGAAGCUCAGUAGUUCUGCGAAGGAUGAGGAUGAAAAGGACGAAAAGGACGACAAGGAUGAAAAGGAUGACAAGGAUGACAAGGAUGACAAGGACGAAAAGGACGAAACGGACGAAAAGGACGACAAGGACGAGGAUGAAGAGCGUGUUGCAGGCGACGAGGUCAACGCCUGGUUUCAAGAGGCGAUCUGUGCCGAUCACUAA